CAAAUUUACAAUGGAAAGUGAAAUAACGAAACCGGCGUUCAAGAAGAAAAACCUGUCCGAAGUAAAUCCCAUCAUGGGAAAGAAAAGGCAAUGGAAAUCCUUGAAGCAGAUCCUAGCCCACGAAAAAACACUGCCCUGGAAGGAAACAGAUAUUACAUAUUCUUCCGUAAAUGCACCACCAUCACUAAAACCGGCGAAGAAAUAUUCCGACAUUUCCGGGCUGAUUGCACCUUACACGGAUCCACACUCGAAGCUGCGAUACCAUAAUGUGGAAGAGUAUCAAACAAUCCGCACCUUUCCGAUGGAUCUCACUGCCGGUUACCUCGCGCUAAGAGGUGCUACCAGUAUCGUUUAAAU
Molecule: messenger RNA, 357 nt
Organism: Anopheles maculipalpis
Lineage: Eukaryota; Metazoa; Arthropoda; Insecta; Diptera; Culicidae
Product: INO80 complex subunit C
Exons: 2
Coding region: 11-355 (114 amino acids)
Biological process (GO): chromatin remodeling
Cellular component (GO): Ino80 complex
Source: RefSeq, a predicted model, not a curated record